This is a messenger RNA of Knipowitschia caucasica, 1230 nucleotides long. The record is from the annotation of a GenBank genome assembly. NCBI's taxonomy places the organism in Eukaryota, Metazoa, Chordata, Actinopteri, Gobiiformes, Gobiidae.
AUGGUCAUGAGCUGUGGGAGAGAAUCUUCUCACCCAGACUCAUCUACACCUCCACCUCCACCUCGCUCCUCCACUCCUCACCCAGAACACCCAGCACCCAGCUCCACAACUGAAGCCACCACAGCCUCCUCGACUCCUGCACCUCCCACCACCUCCUCCACCUCCUCCAGCACCUACCCUAGCCGGGCUCCUCCUUCUACACCCCCCGCGGUCUCAAACUCCACCAGGAGAGGGCAAGGAGGGUGGAUGGAGAGGGCCUUCACCACUGUGGUCUCAGUGAAACAGUUUGGAGUCUUCCAGCUUUCCGACAAGAGCCACUGUGACUCUGGAUACAGGGCCACAGACGACCUCUGUCACAGCAGCUGCUAUGGUAUGGACCAUGGGGACACUGACCAUGUGGACACUGACCAUGUGGACACAGACCAUGUGGACACUGACCAUGUCGACACUAACCAUGUGAACACUCACCAUGUGGACACAGACCAUGUGGACACUGACCAUGUGGACACAGACCAUGUGGACACAGACCAUGUGGACACUGACCAUGUGGACACAGACCAUGUGGACACUGACCAUGUGGACACAGACCAUGUGAACACAGACCAUGUGAACACUGACCAUGUGGACACUGACCAUGUGGACACAUACCAUGUGGACACUGACCAUGUGGACACAGACCAUGUGGACACAGACCAUGUGGACACUGACCAUGUGGACACAGACCAUGUGGAAUCAGACCAUGUUGACACAGACCAAGAGGACACAGACCAUGGGGACACAGACCAUGGGGACACAGACCAUGGGGACACAGACCAUGGGGACACAGACCAUGGGGACACAGACCAUGGGGACACAGACCAUAGGGACACAGACCAUUGGGACACAGACCAUGUGAACACAGACCAUGUGGACACAGACCAUGUGGACACAGACCAAGGGGACACAGACCACGGGGACACAGACCAUAGGGACACAGACCUCUGUCACAGCAGCUGCUAUAGUAAGGACCAUGUGGACACUGAGUUUGCAGAUGACGACAUCAAAGACGACGUGGACUGCUUUGUUCGCAGUGACCUCUUCUUACAAGUGUACAGAGCCGCAGACCGCUCCUGCAGGAACAGAAGAACCCUGGACCGGUUCUUUGAGGCCUGUGACUCUGGUUCUGGAGAGGAACCAGAAACAUUGGACUUUCUGACUGCUGAUUUGGACUCCAAAGCUGACACAAGGUGA